AGGAUUGCUGCAUGAGGGUGGGACGAGGAGAGUAAGGACUUAGACUCGGAGUUGGAAGGCGGGCGAAAUGUUCGUCAGCAAUUGCGGAAUGGGCACGCCAAGCGAGUAGAAUUUUCCCAAAACGGGUGCUCCGCUCAGCGCAGAGCAGAUGGGACGAAGAUAGAAGCCUCGGGAUCAUUCCGAUUUGGCUGACUCCGUUCGGCGGUGCCAGCUCAACGAGUCUGCUAUAGAAGAGUGUGCAAUUGCUCGCCUUUCGCUUUUCCGGCGCUGGUGAACAAAGUGUUUCCUGCCCCGCCUCCAUCCAUCGAGUCAUUCAUUUCAUUCUUCUGUUUGUUGAAGAGUGGCACUUCUGGAGACUUUGUUUCUUUGAGGUGGUCGUAUCCGAUCGUUCUGUCCGUCGCAGCCAUGGAAAUUGACAGAAGUUUUCAGAGAAUUGCGCAACUCGCGCAACAAUUGCAGCCUGUUGGAAGAAGCUUGUCGGACGAAACUCUUGGCUCCAGAGGAAUCGAGGGAAUGCCAACUCUUGGAGUUGGACUACCCGCUUUGGAGAUCGAGAAGGCUUUCCCGCAAGCUACCCCAGCCACCAGCUUUCCUCCUUCUGUCUCGGACUUUUAUCAGUUGGAUGAUCUACUGACUGGAGAAGAGCGGGCUACCAGGGAUCGAGUGAGGGCUUUCAUGGAAUCGGAGGUUGCUCCGAUCAUCGCCAAGUAUUGGGAGCGUGCAGAGUUCCCAUUCGAGCUGAUUCCGAAAUUUGCCAAAUUGAACGUUUCUGGAGGGACAAUAAAGGGAUACGGCUGUCCAGGAAUGUCCAUUUUGAGCAGUGCUCUGGUCAAUGCUGAAAUUGCGCGAGUGGAUGCGAGCUGUUCAACAUUUCUUAUGGUUCAUACAUGCUUAGGGAUGCUGACAAUUGGCAUGCUUGCCAGCGAAGAGCAAAAACAAAGAUUGCUCCCUCCUUUGGCUCGCCUUGAUCAUGUUUCCUGUUGGGGCUUGACCGAACCUGGCUAUGGAAGUGAUGCCAGUUCUUUGAACACAACAGCUAAGAAGGUUGAAGGUGGUUGGUUGCUCAAUGGGCAAAAGCGAUGGAUAGGAAAUGCCACUUUUGCAGAUAUUCUGGUUAUCUUUGCGAGGAACACACAGACGAAUCAAAUCAACGGAUUCAUUGUGAAGAAGGGUGCCAAAGGUCUGAAAGCCACAAAAAUCGAAAACAAGAUAGGAUUGAGAAUAGUGCAAAAUGGGGAUAUUGUGCUGUCGGAUGUGUUUGUUCCCGAUGAAGAUCGACUUGCCAAUAUCAAUUCUUUCCAAGAUACAAACAAGGUGCUAGCAGUUUCACGUGUAAUGGUGGCCUGGCAGCCAAUUGGGAUUGCAAUGGGUGUGUAUGAUGUUUGCCAUCGAUACUUGAAGGAGAGAAAACAAUUUGGGGCUCCUCUGGCGGCUCUUCAAAUCAAUCAGGAGAAACUUGUGCGCAUGUUGGGUCAUGUCCAGGCCAUGUAUCUGAUGGGAUGGCGCCUGUGUAAGUUAUAUGAUGCUGGUAAAAUGACGCCUGGUCAUGCGAGCCUUGCAAAGGCCUGGAAUACGAAAGUUGCGAGAGAAGUGUGCGCUCUAGGUCGCGAGCUCUUGGGAGGAAAUGGUAUCCUAGGAGACUUCAAUGUAGCAAAGGCUUUUUGUGAUCUCGAACCCAUAUAUACCUAUGAGGGUACUUACGAGGUCAAUGCGCUUGUAACCGGUAGGGAAGUUACAGGAAUUGCUAGUAUCAAACCUCCUGUCAGCAGCAGGAACAAGCGAUCAUGAACAUAUAUUUUUCCAAAUAUUUGAAGAGUGAAGGGUUGCACAUUACUUCAGGAACCAGGUUCAUGGAUUGAAAGGGAUCAUCAAUAUCCUUCUUCCAAAUGUAAAUCUUCCCUCUAUAGUCAACCCAUGAUUUAACAUUCUGAUGCCACCUAUUUCUUUGUAAAGUAAGGUCAUGUAGGAGUAUCCACCAUUGUUAGCAAGGGGUAUUCGAGGAAUUAUUAAUAUCCACAAGGUAUCAAACUGCUUGUACCUGAAUGAUAUGACGAAGUACCACCGAUUUUUUUGUAAUUACUGUCAUAUUCACAAUUGUGUAAACUUAG
Molecule: messenger RNA, 2108 nt
Organism: Marchantia polymorpha subsp. ruderalis
Lineage: Eukaryota; Viridiplantae; Streptophyta; Marchantiopsida; Marchantiales; Marchantiaceae
Source: the annotation of a GenBank genome assembly